Molecule: messenger RNA, 508 nt
Organism: Cyphomyrmex costatus
Lineage: Eukaryota; Metazoa; Arthropoda; Insecta; Hymenoptera; Formicidae
Product: cytochrome c oxidase assembly factor 6 homolog
Exons: 3
Coding region: 191-364 (57 amino acids)
Biological process (GO): mitochondrial ATP synthesis coupled electron transport; respiratory chain complex IV assembly
Cellular component (GO): mitochondrion
Source: RefSeq, a predicted model, not a curated record
UAAAUUCCUGCAACAUUUAUUAUAAGACGUGAUCUGGCCGUAUUGCCUCCGCUUACUCGGUCCAAGGAGGCAGGAGCCAUUAACUAAAAAGUUGAACAUAACUAAGCUAAAUGAUCGUUCUGUACCUACUUCAAAUAGCAUAAAAUAGUCGUUAAUAACUGUUUUCCAUAUUAUUACGACUACAUUCAGAAUGUCUUUUCCAAACAAAGAAGAUCGUACAAAGUGCUGGAGUUGCAGGGACGAAUAUUGGCAAUGCCUUGAUGAAGGCAAAUCUCAAACGGAAUGUAUAGAAUUUAGGAAACAAUAUGAAAAAUUUUGCCCAUCUCAAUGGGAUUUGUCUUGGUGGUGGGAUGCAAAGUUCUGAAAAAUCAGAUUUGCCGAAGCAGUUCAAUAAGAAAAGCCAAGCAGCACUUGAUUUUCAAGUGGUAGAUAAAAACUUACAUAACUAAAGACAUUACUUUAACAUUAUCCAAUAUUACGAAAUAGAAACUCACAAAAAAAAAACAAA